CUUGAUGCUUCUUAUAUAUUUGUAUGAUAUACAAACUUCUGAAAAUGUGUGCGCUAGAUAGAGCUUAUAUCUGAGUACCGCGUGACAGCCGUAAGUUAAAAUGUGCAAGAUAACGUUUAUGUUGUUGUUUCUGCUGACGUCAAUCCAAACAUCAACAGGGUAUCAGCUUAAUGUUACUGGAUGGCGCCUGGCCGGUACAAAUGGACCAUAUCAUGGUAGAGUCGAAUUAGAAGUGAAUGGCACAUGGGGAACAAUCUGUUCACGAGGAUUCUAUGGCUGGCAAUCAGCGGCUGUUAUAUGCAAUAUGCUAGGAUUACGAUAUUACACAUACUAUUAUAAUGCACGUUAUGGGCCAGGCGAAGGUCCAAUAUACAUAGAGAGUCUACAAUGUACCAGCCAAUCCUAUACAGAUAUAAACGACUGCAAAUAUGUUGCAAACAACUACUACGGAGCAUGUUCGCAUGCAGAAGAUUUAUCAGUGAUCUGCCUUGGUCCAUUUUUGAAUAUAACGGAUGUGCGAUUAACAAAUGGAACAGGGCUUUACGACGGUAGGGCAGAAAUCAAAGUUAACGACACAUGGGGAACUAUUUGCGAUUCCAAUUUUGAUUACAGAGAUGCGGAGGUGUUUUGUAAUAUGCUUGGACUUAAAGCGAGGAAAUUCUUUACCGGGGCAUUGUAUGGAGAAGGAGGUGGGCCGAUUUAUAUUGAUCAACUUUUCUGUAACAAUUAUGAUGCUGUUCUAAAUGAAUGCCAGUAUUUGUUUCUUAAUGAAUGCAGUCAUAGCAGAGAUGUCUCUAUAGUAUGUUAUGGUCCGAUUCUGAAUAUAACGGAUGUGCGAUUAACAAAUGGAACAGGGCCUUACGACGGUAGGGCAGAAAUCAAAGUUAACGACACAUGGGGAACUAUUUGCGAUUCUCAUUUCUAUAACAGAGAGGCGGAGAUAUUUUGUAAUAUGCUUGGACUUAAAGCGAGGAAAUUCUUUACCGGGGCAUUGUAUGGAGAAGGAGGUGGGCCGAUUUAUAUUGAUCAACUUUUCUGUAACAAUUAUGAUGUUGUUCUAAGUGAUUGCCAGUAUUUGUUUCUUAAUGAAUGCAGUCAUAGCAGAGAUGUCUCUAUAGUAUGUUAUGGUCCGAUUCUGAAUAUAACGGAUGUGCGAUUAACAAAUGGAACAGGGCCUUACGACGGUAGGGCAGAAAUCAAAGUUAACGACACAUGGGGAACUAUUUGCGAUUCUCAUUUCUAUAACAGAGAGGCGGAGAUAUUUUGUAAUAUGCUUGGUCUUAAAGCGAGGGAAUUCUUUACCGGGGCAUUGUAUGGAGAAGGAGGUGGGCCGAUUUAUAUUGAUCAACUUUUCUGUAACCAUUAUGAUGCUGUUCUAAGUGAUUGCCAGUAUUUAUUGUUUAAUGAAUGCAGCCAUAGCAGAGAUGUCUCUAUAGUAUGUUAUGGUCCGAUUCUGAAUAUAACGGAUGUGCGAUUAACAAAUGGAACAGGGCUUUACGACGGUAGGGCAGAAAUCAAAGUAAACGACACUUGGGGGACUAUUUGCGAUUCUAAUUUUGAUAACAGAGAUGCGGAGGUGUUUUGUAAUAUGCUUGGACUUAAAGCGAGGAAAUUCUUUACCGGGGCAUUGUAUGGAGAAGGAGGUGGGCCGAUUUAUAUUGAUCAACUUUUCUGUAACCAUUAUGAUGCUGUUCUAAGUGAUUGCCAGUAUUUAUUGCUUAAUGAAUGCAGCCAUAGCAGAGAUGUCUCUAUAGUAUGUUAUGGUCCGAUUCUGAAUAUAACGGAUGUGCGAUUAACAAAUGGAACAGGGCUUUACGGCGGUAGGGCAGAAAUCAAAGUUAACGACACUUGGGGAACUAUUUGCGAUUCUAAUUUUGAUUACAGACAUGCGGAGAUGUUUUGUAAUAUGCUUGGACUUAAAGCGAGGAAUUUCUUUACCGGGGCAUUGUAUGGAGAAGGAGGUGGGCCGAUUUAUAUUGAUCAACUUUUCUGUAACCAUUAUGAUGCUGUUCUAAGUGAUUGCCAGUAUUUGUUUCUUAAUGAAUGCAGUCAUAGCAGAGAUGUCUCUAUAGUAUGUUAUGGUCCGAUUCUGAAUAUAACGGAUGUGCGAUUAACAAAUGGAACAGGACGUAACGAUGGUAGGGCAGAAAUCAAAGUUAACGACACUUGGGGAACUAUUUGCGAUUCUAAUUUUGAUAACAGAGAUGCGGAGGUGUUUUGUAAUAUGCUUGGACUUAAAGCGGUGAGAUUCUUUAUCGGGGCAUUGUAUGGAGAAGGAGGUGGACCGGUUUAUAUUGAUCAACUUUUCUGUAACAGAUAUGAUGUUGUUCUAAGUGAUUGCCAGUAUUUGUUUCUUAAUGAAUGCAGUCAUAGCAGAGAUGUUUCUAUAGUAUGUAAUGAGUGCGGGGAGCCAGACAACUCUCAUUGGGAUGCUGGAUAUUUUACAUACAAUGGUUCAACUUUGUAUGCUGACUGCUCCUACUAUAAAACAUAUUUAGGCAUAUUAAAGAUGACUUGUGACAAUGUUACACAGACAUGGAAAACAGAAGGAGAAUGUCAAGAAUAUGGCUAUCCAUUAGUUAUCACUGAAAUAAAACUGUCAGGGGGAAAUUCAACAUCAAAUGGUAGGGUGGAAAUCAAAUCUAUGGACACCUGGGGAACAGUAUGUGACCAUGGUUUCGGUAAAAAUGAAGCCGACACAAUAUGCACAAUGAUUGGCUUCCCUCCUGCUGCCUCAUUUUACCACGGUGCCUACUUUGGCGAAGGUUCUGGUCCAAUAUUUGUUGAUGAUUUACAAUGUGAAGAUAAUUCUACACAUAUCAACAAUUGUAGUUACGUCACCUAUGAUAAUUGCUAUCACUUCAACGACGUUUCUGUUGUUUGCACAGAAUGCCCCUCGCCAAAGCCUACAAAUGGAAGCAUAAAUUCCUCAUCUACACAUUACCUUGCUGAUGUGACGGUCACGUGUGACGACGGAUACAAUUUGAUUGGUGAUUCUGUAAUACGUUGUGAACUUAAUGCGACAUGGAGCAGCAGUCCAACUUGCAAAUUGAUAGACUGCGGCGACCCAACACCUUUGUUUGGAUCUACUAACACAACAUCUACAACAAACGGAACUGUUGCCAUGGUUUCAUGUAACAAAGGAUAUGAAAUACAAGGCAAAACCGUAAUAAUGUGUCAACCUAAUGAGGAAUGGACAGAUAACCCCUCGUGCAUCAUCAAAGAUUGUGGUAUACCAAAUCCUGCCAAUGCAGAGGCGACACUUACCGAGAAUAAAACAACAUAUGGAGAAACUGCUGUUGUUUCUUGUUAUGAUGGGUAUCAACCAGAUGGUACUUAUCUUGUUUCCUGUUUAGCUAAUGGAACUUGGGAAACCUGGCCUGAAUGCACAAGCGUCGAUUGCGGGGACCCAGCACCAAACAAAGGAAAAUCAAAUGUCACAGUGUUCACUUAUGGCACUGUUGCUAAAAUUGAGUGUGAACCAGGUUUCAACAUAUCUGGUGAUUCCAUGAUAAUUUGUCAGUCCGAUGGAACAUGGAGUGAUAAUCCAGUUUGCGAUACAUCGGACUGUGGCGUAUUGGCUGUACCUAAUGGCAAGGUUGACGAUUCAUUGGGCACAACUAUUGGUUCAAACGUACGCGUGACUUGCAACAUGGGUUACAAUUUGAUUGGUCCGAGUCAAAUAACUUGUACACAAAAAGGCUGGAAUGAAACUGUUGCAUGCGAGAUCAAAGAUUGUGGAAAUUUGUCCUUAGCAAAUGGAGAAGUGGUAUUUAAAUCUCAAAGUACUUUGUUUGGAGACAUUGUGGACGUGUCAUGUGACACAGGAUAUGACUUAAAUAGCAGCAAUGUGAUAACUUGCUUAUCAAAUGGGCAAUGGAGUGAAACUCCUUAUUGCAAAAUUGUCAAUUGUAAUGAUUUGGAACAGCCUGACAACGGUGCAAUGAAUGCCACGAACGGUACAACAUUUAACUCCAGAGUCAGGUUCAGGUGUAACACCGAUUUCCUUCUUGUUGGUAGCGAAACUGUCGUCUGUAAAAGUGAUGGAAAAUGGAGUGGUGAUACACCACGUUGUGUAGCGAAAUCACCAAAUGGUGGACACUGUAUUUCAAGCGAGUAUUGUUUACUAGAAGGAUCUGUAUGUGAAAAUAGCGUAUGUGUUUGCAAAACCGACAUCUUCGAUAUGAUAAGCAAGAAAUGUGAUAUAAUGCCCCUUCUUCUGUACGGGAGCAAUGCUGCAGACAUACAACUGAAGACAACAGAUGAUUGUGGGCCUCGGAUAACCUUUAAUCCUGGAAUACCAGUCUUCGGAAAGACCCAUAAAAAUUUAUACGUUUGCUCCCACGGAAUCGUCAGUUUUGACAAUGCAUAUAUUGGCAAACAUCCUGCAAAAAAAUCUAAAAUAUUAUCAGAUCUCGAAGGUCAAGACGUUUUGGCUCCGUUUCACGCGCCGUUUAGGUUGAAGCAAUCUGGGGGAAUUUACUUCAGGACAUAUGACAUUUUGAAAUCUUAUUCUAACAUAGAAACAGACGAGUCUGUAAAAUAUAUUGACAAAAUUAUUAAAAGAUUAGGAGGAAUUGACAACUUUAAAUCAAAAUUUGCUUUAAUUGCGACAUGGCACGAAGUCAAGCCGCAGAUGAGCCAGUUUGACAGAGAAACGAAAUCAACAUUCCAGUUAGUAUUGGCUACAAAUGGAAGUCAUACUUUUACAUUUUAUAUAUACGGACAUGAUCAGAUAAACUGGAUAACAACUCUAUCAAAACCUCGAGUUUGGAUUGGUUAUUCUUUCAGUUCUUCAAAUUAUUUCACUCACCCGUAUGCAUAUACAAGGGACAUGUUUAAACGUCUGGAUGCCAGGAUAUCAGUUCCUCCUCGUUCAAAAUCAGACGUAUCUGGCAUAGUCUUUAAGCAAUUAUACCGCAAUGAAAAUAUCAGACAAAAUAACGCAGUUAACUGCAUCAACUGGUAUAACGAGAAUAAAGAUCAAAAAAGAUAUUUUGACUACAUAGCAAGUCUGACCCCCGAAUGUCCUUGUGACAUAAGAUUGUCAAGGUUCGAUCCAUGGUUUUGGCAGAUUGGACUUCAUCGGAAUCGCAAAGAUAAAUCACAUUAUUGUGUUGACAUGCUUCACAGGGGGAACUUUGGACAUUUUGGAAAGUCAUGUUGCUAUGACCUUAAAACAUGGCUGUGGGUUCAUCAGCGUCCAAUUGCUGGUGGUUUCCAACUUUAUCACCCAAAGAUACAAAAAGAACACUUGAAGCAUGACCUUGAGCCGAAAGAAAAUUGUUGUAUGAAGUCAAAUUAUUGUAGUCUGUAUUACUCACUUAGACCACCUGGAAGCUGCUACAAAAUCACCCCUUAUAGACUUGGAACCUUUUGGGGUGACCCACAUUUUGCAACACUAGACGGUUUGAAUUUCACAUUUAAUGGAAUCGGAGAGUUCGUUCUUUUACACGUCUCGACUGAGAAUAUUACAUUCGAUCUCCAGGCGAGAACAGACAGAACAUUAAAGAAAGACGGUAACCUAACAGAUGCUACUGCAUUUACGGCGUUCGCUGCAAGAGACAAUACCAAUGCAUCUGUACAUGUGGAGCUAAACAAAGCACGGAACGGCUUGAUAAUUUAUGCUAAUCAAGUGGACAUAACAAGUCAAUACAAUGCUGGCUCUUAUAAAGAUUUGGAUGUUCCCUUUACAUAUUCAACUCCCGAAGCCAAUCUUAUUCUGGCACGAAGGGAUAAUGUAUUAAGCGUUCUUUUUCCAACUUCAGGCAUAUCGCUGAACAUAUCUGUUAGUUUACAAAUGUUGUCUAUCAGCACCAUUAUACCAACUACACUGAGAAACGUCACAAGCGGACUUCUUGGUAACUUUGAUGGAAAUCCAUACAACGAUUUGAUGAUGCCUAAUGGCACUGUUAUAAACGCAAAUUCUUCAGAGAGACAAAUAUUUGAUUACGGGAAGACAUGGGAAAUUGAUGAAAAGAAGCUUAUUUUUGUGUAUGAAGAUGGCAAAUCGCAUGGAGAUUAUCAAAAUAAUUCCUUCACUCCAAGAUUUCUUGAUGAGAUUGAUGUUAAUCAACUGGCACAAGCAGAGCAAGACUGUAACGGUGCCGAGAAUAUUGAAUGUGUGUUUGAUCUCGUAUUCACAGAAAAUAAAGAUGUUGCAAAUGCUACUAGAAUUUUAAAGACUGAAGCGGAUCUGGACAGACAUGAAAUUAAUGAAACUCAACCCACACUUACUGGAUGUGAAAAUAUCAAUGCAACUUUAGGACAGAAAGUAACAUGCCCAUUAAGUUUUGAAGAUGGACACGAUAUUUAUUUUAUAGCUAAUAACGCAAAUGCUCAGAUAAACAAAACAUUGUCGACAGUGGAAUACACGCAGUCCGACACCGACCCAGUUGAUAUUCAAGUUGCUGUGAGGAAUAGUAAUGGUCGUUCUUCGCCCGGCAUUGUUAUAAAUGUCCUACUGUGUACUGGCUGUAGUGGACAUGGUGUUUGUUCUAAUGUUAUUAGAGAUGAUCAGCAACAAACAGAGUACUUUAAAUAUUUCGAAUGUAUCUGCGAAUCUCCAUAUGAUGGUCCUAACUGUGAAAAUGAAAAAGAUUGGUGUUCAACGAAUCCUUGUUCAUUAGAAAGAGAAUGUACAACUCUAAGUGCCAAAGAACAGCUUAGCGAAGGCAAGUCCUAUAUUUGCGCUGAAUGUCCUGAGGGAUACGUUAAGGACAUGAACGAUUCUGAUAUCGACGAGUGUAUAGAUGUUGAUGAAUGUUCUGAAAAGACAACAUAUUGCGAACACAUAUGUGUAAACACGGAGGGUAGUUUUGAAUGUUCAUGCUACACUGGGUAUCGACUUAGUGCAAGGAACAUAAGCAAGUGUAAUGAUAUAAAUGAAUGCGAAGAAGCCUUGGAUAAUUGUUCACAUCUAUGUGUAAACAAUCCAGGUGGGUUCUCCUGCCAAUGUCAUGAUGGAUAUAAACUUCAAGAUGACGGUUCGAAUUGUGUUGCUGAUACAGCGACAGGCGUUUGUAAUUCCUCUAGUGAAAGUAAAUGCGCAAACACUGGUGGGUGUACUCUCGAAGCUAAUGGAAUUGCAAAAUGUUUCUGUGACAGAGGGUUGGAGUUGGAUGCUAUAGGUAUCGCUUGUAAUGAUAUAGAUGAAUGUGCACAGAAUGUUUGUGCCCAAUUAUGCACGAAUAAUCAUGGAAGCUUCACCUGUUCUUGCUUUACCGGUUAUUAUUUGAACGGAUUAACCAACUGUGAAGCAUGUGCUGCUACACGAUGGGGUGAUAACUGUGAAAACGAAUGUGUUUGCACUGGUAGAGGUGCGCAAAUAUGUGACCCUGUAAAAGGAUGUCUGUGUGAUGCCGGAUGGGAAGGCGAUACUUGUGAUGAAGACAUCAACGAAUGUGACGUCGCUAAUAAUUUGCAAAGAUACCCGAAUGAAGAAAUGAGUCAUUGUCAUUUCAUUGUAGAUAUAAACGAGUGUGCAAGUCCAAGUCUUCAUGACUGCAUGCAAGAAUGUAACAAUGCCUUCGGUGGAUAUACAUGUGGAUGUUUUGAGGGAUAUGUCGAGAUAAAUGAAACAUCUUGUGCAGAUAUCGACGAAUGUGAACAAAGAACAGCUGAUUGUGAACAAAAUUGCAUGAAUGAACCUGGGUUUUACAAUUGUUACUGCAAUUCAGGAUACACUCUAAAUGAUGAUAGAUCAUCUUGUGAGAAAGUUUCAGAUCCAUGUUUGCAAUUCCAGAACUUGAACUGUUCCCAUUACUGCAAUGCUCUUGAUGUAGGUUAUGCUUGUGGGUGUAGAAAAGGGUUUCAAAUCUUACCUGAUAAAGAGACAUGUUCAGAUGUCAAUGAAUGUACCGACGCCGAUCUUAAUCUUUGUAAUAAUGUUGCGUCCUGCAGAAAUACGUACGGGUCUUUCACUUGUGAAUGUCCAACAGGGACGAAACUUGCAAAUGACAAAAGGACAUGCUUAGUAUGCGAUGAAUUCCAUUUUGGUAAGGAAUGUUCUCAGACAUGCAGCUGUUUACACGGAGUUUGUGAUAAGAAAACUGGUUGUGUAUGUGAUUCUGGUUGGAUUGGAAAUAACUGUAACAUUGACGUUGACGAAUGUACAGCUGGUCUUCUACGGUGUUCUGCUGCUAAUACAAGAUGUGUUAAUACAGCUGGCGGAGCUGUUUGUUCCUGCAAAACUGGCUACAUGAAUAUCUCUAAUCAGUGUAUUGAUGUAGAUGAGUGUAAAGAAUCUGCAAUGAAUAAAUGUGAUCAAGUUUGUGUCAACACUAACGGAAGCUAUACAUGUAAAUGUCAACAAGGUUUCACCAUGCUUGAAGGAUCGUGUCAAGAUAUUGAUGAGUGUAGCGGAAUAAAUGACUGUGAUCAGAUAUGUGAUAACACGAUAGGAAGCUAUAGAUGCUCUUGUCACGAUGGAUAUGCUCUCAAUCUAACAGAAAGAAAAUCAUGCAGUCCCAUAUAUGUGUGUACAGAAGAAAAUUCAUCAACGUGUGGGGAUAACGCAUUAUGCAUGAUGCAGGACAGUGAGAUAGAAUGUCGUUGUUUUAAAGGAUAUGUAAAAAAUAAUGACAUUUGUGUUGACAUAGAUGAAUGCAGUGAAACGCCUUGUUCCCACAAUUGCAUCAAUACUAAUGGCAGUUACACGUGCAAUUGUCAAAUCGGAUAUUUCCUUAAGGAAGACAAGGUCACAUGUCAAGUUUGUGACUUAUUCAAGUAUGGCACAAAUUGUGAAGACAUCUGCACUUGCGUAAAAGACAAUACGGACUUCUGUGACCCCAAGACUGGGCAAUGUUAUUGUAAAAAUGGUUGGACUGGUGAUAAAUGCGAUGAUGAUGUCGAUGAAUGUACGAAUAGUGAUGUUGUUUGUCCUUACAAUUCUGAGUGUUUUAACACGCCUGGCAGCUUUAAUUGUAAAUGCAACAUAGGAUAUCUUCAGGUAGCCUCUGGGGAGUGCAAAGUUUGUGAUAAUCGACACUAUGGAGAAAACUGCAACAGUAUUUGCAAUUGCCACAUCGAAAACACAGACUCCUGCAAUCAUACAAGUGGCGUAUGUACAUGCAAAAAGGGAUGGACAGGGGAAACAUGUUUGGAUGACAUAAACGAAUGCGAUACUGAUUCAUGUAGUGAUGUUUCACAUUCUUUCUGUGAGAAUAGAAAUGGGUCCUACGAAUGCAUAUGUAGAACUGGAUUUCGAGUUUUUGAGAAUUUCUGCAGUGAUAUAAAUGAAUGUGAAGAAGAUGCUUUUAACGCUUGUGAA
This is a messenger RNA of Ruditapes philippinarum (Manila clam), 9271 nucleotides long. RefSeq lists its product as uncharacterized. The record is from RefSeq and is a predicted model, not a curated record. Gene Ontology annotation, cellular component: membrane. The annotation marks the transcript as partial. Gene Ontology annotation, molecular function: calcium ion binding. Lineage: Eukaryota; Metazoa; Mollusca; Bivalvia; Venerida; Veneridae. Gene Ontology annotation, biological process: cell-matrix adhesion. The transcript is spliced from 58 exons.